CGUCCGUUACAACGAGUGCUUAGUUUAGUUUUCCUCUAUUUGGGGCCCUGCGAAAUUGGCAGUUCACUUUCGUUGGUGGCUCGAGUGCGACGUGCGGCAGCGAAAAACGCUUUUCCAGGCAGAGUGCGCCAUUACUUGCCUGCAAGUCAGCCACAGCAGUUUAUCGGUAAUUGCCCUGCAAAUUAAAUCAAACGCGUUUCGUCAACCGCCGUCCUCUUAACCAGUAAAAAGUAAACAAACAAUACAAAUCUACAAUCUCACGCGAAAAACAAUAAAGCGAUCGUUCAUAAAUUAGUGCAAAAAGACAAAGGCAUCCGAUUUCGAGUCCAGAUCCAAAUCCAAAUCCAUAAAAGAUGGCGUUUAUUUCGAAAGAUUUUCGGUCUCCGGGGGAAACUUGGAUCAAAACUGAAGGCGGCUGGGAGCGAUCCAAAGUGCUUGAGUGCGGAGGCAAACGGAAGCGACAUCACUCGGAGGGAAGUAGCAGCUACCAGGAUGCGGGCAGCGACAGUUCGGAGGAUGACGCGGUGAUGCCACCGCACUACCACAUCACCAUAAGGUGUACCCGAGAGAUAGCCGGCUUUAAUGGACUCAGCGAGGCUGUGAAGCGUCUGGAUUUUCGGCGAUCUGUUCGCGACCGAAAGCGGUUCCACUACAUCUGCGCCUUCCUCCUACUCGUGUCCAACAAGGGCAUCGCCAGCCUGCCGGGCAGUGCCCAGCGCCAACUCCUCCAAAUGGUCGAGGAGGUGGCCUCACAUGUAAAUGACAGUCAGCAGCAUCCGAAUGUGCUGCGUGGCCUGGCCCUGAAGUUGGAGCACAUCGUCAGCCAGGAGAACCAGAAGUGCUGGGGCAAGCCCCUGGGCAGCACCUACCUGUGGAAGGAGCACAUGGCCACCAUCAAGCGCAUCCAGCGCGUAGCCAGCCAGAUCGAAAUUCGAGAGCCCGAUCCGGAGGCCAAGCCCAAGCUGCACGAGCUGCCGGAGGAGUGUGUGCGGGAGAUCAUCCUGUGCAUCGCUGACCAUCGGGACCUGGAAUCGGCCGCCGAGGCCUGGGAGACCAUGGCCAAGCUGGUGUCCGAGCAGCGCAUCUGGCGCGAGCUGACCCGCUUCCACUUCAACCAGCGCCAGAUCCACACCAUCCUCGACCUGGACAAGUUCAAGCAGAUGGGCGAGAUCAAGGACUGGAAGCAGAUCUACCACCAGCUGCGCCGCACCUAUGGCGUAAACGACGACUACCAGUUCGCCGAGGUGCUGGCCCUGUGCCGCUCCUGCUGCUGCCUGUUCUGGCCCUCGGACGGGCAUCCGUGCAUCGUGGACCAGAGUCCGGACUACAAGCAGCGCCUGGAGGAGGCGGGUGGACAGUUGGCCCUGGCCCAACCCGUGCCACCGGCCCAGUUUCUUAAGUACUUCUCGUUGUAAGCCGGCGGAUCGGACCAAGGGAGAGAGAUAGAGAUAGAUCGAAAGUAUUUUUAUGGAGUGGAUAGGUUGAUUGGCUGCGAAUGAGAGUCUUUAUGCGUGUGUUAAAGUUUUACCCUUGGAGAGAAGAUGCGGGGAACGGAUGAGGAGACGAGGUGGAUCAGAAAAAGCAAAGUGAUAAAGAAAUCCCUAAUCUAUAACUACAUAUGUAUGUACGUAAAUCGCCAGGCUCGUUUCGAUUGGUUUGCAGUUUGUCCAGGUUAAGGUUCAGAUUCUAGUUCAUCGUGGCUUCAGUUCAGUUCUUUGCCAACCCGUUGUAUUGUUAGACCAUCUACGUUUGAACCACAAUCUGUGCAGGUCCGAAGAUUACUAUUAGUUGUGUAGACAUAUUUAUCGACUCGCGUGCCAGUUGCCAGGGUCCAAUUUUGGGUCGCUAAUCUUUGAGGUCGGUGUGGUUAUAGACUUAUUUAGGACACGCAACACGAACUGCCACAAAACGAGAAUAAGCGAUUAUUUUUUGUCAAACUGAUUAUUGCAAAACGUGUAUCGAGAAACUAUUUUUAAAGUACCAGUAUAUAUAAUUACCGAUUUGUUCAUUUUAAGACAAACGAUAAAUACACUUUUAUGCAUGACUUUUGAACGAUCUAUUGUAGGUUUUAAGUGUAGUUUCUUUUACGUAUAUCAGCUGCUUUUGGUGCUAAAUCUUAUUAUAAGUUCCAUUGAAACAAAAUCAAAUCAAAACCAACCAACUCUAGUUACCCCGUCCCCAUUGCGAUCCGGAUUCGAUCUGUAGUUCCAAGUAGAAGCCGUAGAGUGGAGGAAAUCAUGUGAUGUUGCAGGAAGCAAAGCUAGAAACGAAUACACCUACCUACACCUAACUUUAACAAAUCUUCAAGCGAUUUGCCGCAAAGCAAUGCUAUAUACAAAUAUUAGAGAUCGUCGCCAGUAUAAGAGUGAUUAAAUGGAAUGCCGACCCAGACACCAGAUUAAUUCUAACCCUAAGACAGAUCGGAAGCCAAGUAUUUCCCAAAAACCAAAACAGAACCCUCUUUGCUGCCUGAUGGCCCCGUGCUUGAUGAAACAGAACAGGAACAUAGUUAAUGUUAAUGUGUAUAGAUACCCGUUGGUGGAAACCCCGAUCCAAGCCUCAUGAUUUCCCUGUAAAAUACCAGUUCGAUCACAAUAAUUUUACUACACCUAUUACUAUUGUAAGUACGAAAGUUUUAGCAUUCUCAAUCAUUUGUUUGCAAAUAUUUCUAUUCGAUAUAAGUCUCUCAUUUUUUGUUUAAAAUAAACUUGCAAAUAUCUGUGGAUCA
Messenger RNA from Drosophila rhopaloa, 2728 nucleotides. Its product is annotated as F-box only protein 32. The record is from RefSeq and is a predicted model, not a curated record. Gene Ontology annotation, biological process: protein ubiquitination. The coding region runs from base 354 to 1415 and encodes 353 amino acids. NCBI's taxonomy places the organism in Eukaryota, Metazoa, Arthropoda, Insecta, Diptera, Drosophilidae. Gene Ontology annotation, molecular function: protein binding. Gene Ontology annotation, cellular component: cytoplasm; SCF ubiquitin ligase complex; nucleus. The transcript has 5 exons.